AUAACAAUUUAAGAGUUAAAGAGCCGAGAGAGAAAAAGCUUUUGCCAGUUCUUUACACAAAUUCUUUCCCCUUCUGUCACCUGAACAAAAUCCCCUCUUCUUCUUCUUGUUGUUUGUUUACUCUUCCUUCGUUACUUUGCAAAGAGGAGAAACCAUGGCCGGGGCUUUAGUAGGAGGAGCUUUUCUUUCUUCUUUCCUUAAUGUUUUGUUCGACAGGAUGGCCUCUCCCCAGGUGGUGGCCUUCUUCAGAGGGAAAAAAGUCAACGAUAUUAGUCUGCUGCAGAAGUUGAAGACAACAAUGACAUCUCUCAGGGUGGUGCUUGACGAUGCCGAGGAGAAGGAGAUAACAAGUUCAGCUGUGCGGGGUUGGCUGGCCGAGCUUAAAGACGCUGUCUAUAAAGCCGACGACUUCUUGGAUGAGAUUGCUUAUGAAGCUCUACGGCAGGAGUUGGAAGCUGAAGAUCAAACCUUCACAGGUCAGACGCAGAAGCUUCUUUCUUUCAUUAACCCACUUGAAAUAUUGGGGUCGAGAGAGAUCGAAGAAAAAUUAAAAGUCCUCUUGCAGGAUCUAGAUCCCUUAGUUGAACGAAUGGCAGCCCUUGGUUUGAACAACCGCAAUGUAGAAAAUCCAUCAUCGCAUAGAACACCAACAACUUCUCUCGUGGAUGAAUCUGGUGUUUAUGGUAGAGAUGAUGACAGGGAAGCAAUACUGAAGUUGCUUCUAUCAGAGGAUGCAAAUGGAGAAAACCCUGGUGUCGUCCCUAUUAGGGGAAUGGGCGGGGUUGGUAAAACCACGCUUGCUCAGCUUGUCAUUGUAAAUAGAGGAUACCGCUUUCAAUAUUUAUUUCUAGAAGGAGAAUGGAAAACAGAAAAUGGCAUUAAAAGAUCCUAA
This is a messenger RNA of Populus nigra (black poplar), 892 nucleotides long. Its product is annotated as putative disease resistance RPP13-like protein 1. The record is from RefSeq and is a predicted model, not a curated record. The transcript has a single exon. Lineage: Eukaryota; Viridiplantae; Streptophyta; Magnoliopsida; Malpighiales; Salicaceae. The coding region runs from base 155 to 892 and encodes 245 amino acids.